Notolabrus celidotus (New Zealand spotty) is the source of this 2222-nucleotide messenger RNA. RefSeq names its product brambleberry (gene bmb). Bases 131 to 2020 code for a protein of 629 amino acids. The transcript is spliced from 13 exons. The record is from RefSeq and is a predicted model, not a curated record. NCBI's taxonomy places the organism in Eukaryota, Metazoa, Chordata, Actinopteri, Labriformes, Labridae.
UCACCAAAAAUGCGAGUAUGUGGAUUGGCUGCGUCCUCAGGAUUUGGGGCGGAGAGAUGGUAGACCAAAUUUAGUUUUCAUUCAAACCAGCUGUGAACUCAGGAGCCCCCCUACGAAUUAAACAACAGACAUGGGUCAUCUCCUGAUCCGUCACCUGUGUGUCCUGCUGCCCAGCGUACUGCUCUGUCUGUGUCCGGGGGUCAGCGGGCUGUUUGAGUGGAUGAGACAGAAAGAAGCUCCGCCCGCAGCUCCAGCACCAGCCCCAGCUCUUCCUCCGGUAUCACCAGCACUCCUCGCAAAGGAUGCUCAGUUUGAAAUGGCCACAGCUGAUGAAAAGUUUCUGUCUGAGGCAAAAGACAUGGAGAUCAGCCCGUUAGACAGCUGCCAUUAUAGGGUGGUUGCCCGGUUGAAGUCGAGCUGUGACAGCCUCUCAGAGGAGCAGCUUGCGAAGCUUGGAGUCAUUUUGUUUAACUGCCAGGCUGAGAGUGAGGGGCGGCCAACCUACCCGUGUACAGAGGAAAUGUCUAUAAAAGAGUGCACAGCAGACAUGGACUCGGACACGUGGAACGCCUACCAUAUAGUGAGCAACAGAGCUCGCUCAGUUUGCUACGCGACUCGCCAGCAGCUCUUCAGGCGCAGAGCGGAGCACACAGUCAACGCUCUUAUCUCCACAGCCACAAGCCAACUAGAUGCAAUGAAGGACCUGAAGGAGGGCCAGAAGGAGCUGAAGGAUCUGACAGCAGCAUCCUUGGAGAAACUGCUGGAUGGUCACAGCACUCUGCAGGAGCAACAGGGGAUGCUGUCCAAGGGUCAGGAGCAUAUGGAGAGCUCACUGAGGGACAAUCUGGAGCGGUUGGGCGAGGAGAAAGCCCUCAUCGCAUCCGGACAGGAACUGGUGGCCCAGCUCAUCCAGGGCAUCACGAAGAAAAUGGAGAAUGUGAGUGAACAUCUGCAGGUCCAGGGCUCGGAGGUGCAAGACAGCCACAACGCCAUCGUGAAAGACCUCGCAGACGUCAGACACCAGGCUCAGGACAUCUACCACAAAAUUGACCACAGCAUGAUCGAGUUCCUGCAGUACCAGGACCAGACGUCUCAGUACUACUCUGACCUGAUGAACAAAUUGGAGCGCAUGAACAGCACACUGGGCUUCCUGCUGCACUACCUGGAUAACAUGCAGGGCAGCAUCGAGGAGAGACUUCACAUGAUCCAGGGCUACCUGGGCUCGGCAGGUUUGAGCCUGACAGCCAUGUGGACGUGCGUUUCGCACACAGGAUACUUUGUUCUGUGUGCGGUCCUGCUGACGUUCCUGCGUUGUCCAGGUUUCACCCGAGCCUUGCUACUGCUCACCGUCCCUCUCAACGCAGUGGCAGAGAUCAACCAGCAGCCGGCGCUGGAUCUCACGGGCCUCAGCCUGCUAAUGCUCACACUCUCUCUUGGACACUGGUUUGUGAAUCAGCUGUUGGCCUGUUUCCAAUUCAGAGGAAAGCCUGUCGCUCCUCUGCGCCUUGCUCCAUGUGAAAUCGUGAAACCUCAAAAGCAGACUGUUUCAUCCACAUAUCCUCCAUCCUCUACUCCACACAAGGAUGAAAUGGACGGCUUCAUGGCGCAUGAUGACCUGCUGAAUCAGGACAGCUUCGUCUCAGGAGACUUCGGCAUAUCAGCAGUGUCUCCUCCUCUCAGGAAGCCGUUGCCAGAAUCCAGAUUUGUGCCAAUUAACGGCACACCCAAUCACUCGACUCCGAGGCUCAUCCCACAACCACUAACAGCUGCUCUGAUUGACGAUAUCCCUCUGAGGAACCUGGGAGGAGUAUUUGAUGCAGUAAACGACUCACAUGAUCUGGGGAAUGACUCUAGAUGUGCAAGUCCUGCACCGUCUAUUGUCAGCAACAGCUCUCUGUCAGGGCGUCAGCUGUGCAAUGGCAUCACAAAAACAGGGAAGGCCUGUAAGAAGAGAGCCGUACCUGGACUGGAGUACUGCAGAGUCCACGAAGGGGGGCUCACCUCAUAUGUGCAAUCCUGAAACACUUACCUUCAUGUCUGAUUGUUCUUUGCUAGAGGUCCUUCUCUGUAAAACUUUGUAAAAUUGAACUGUUUUUUUCAUUCUGCCUGUUAAAACCUUUACAAUGAGCUGCUUAUGAACACUACACUACCUUUUUAAUGUUCUUUUAUUGUCAUAUUUUUAACUGUGCAAUUUUAUGCUAAUAAAUUAUUUCUUUACCAUU